AUGGUUGAUCAAAUUGAGUCAUGUUCGCCUAAUACGUUGGUACAAUGUCGAAUAUGUCACGAUGAAGAUGAAGACUUAAACAUGGAUACACCUUGUUCUUGUUCUGGUACAUUGCAGUAUGCUCAUAGAAUAUGUGUGCAAAGAUGGUGCAAUGAGAAAGGUGAUACUACUUGUGAGAUUUGCCAACAGCAAUUUAAAGGCUACACUGCUCCUCAAGCUCCUUUGUUUCACUAUAGUGGCAACUGGGAAAUUCCAAGAGUUGGUUUCAAUAAUCAUCAGUUCAUAGCAUUGUUUCCUGCUAAUCAUGAAUUUCUAGACUUUGAUUUUGAAUAUUCAGCUCCCUCUACAAGGAGCCGCGUGUUCAUUCGCAUUGUUGCCAUCAUUUUUAUUGUUCUGCUUGUUUUACGGCAUACACUUCCAAUCAUAUUUAUACUCAAUGAAGUAGAAGAGUCUUCUUUGACAGUGAUCACGUUGCUAAUGUGGGGAAUCACUGGAUUAAUUGUACCCGUGUAUAUAAUGGUAAAAGCUAUUCAACAACUUCAAAACCAGGAUCAUAAUCCCCUUAUGCAAUUGCAAACACACGUUGACAGAAACAUGAGCCAGUCUCAGUUGCGUGUCAUCCAUAUUCAGUGA
Molecule: messenger RNA, 633 nt
Organism: Vicia faba (fava bean)
Lineage: Eukaryota; Viridiplantae; Streptophyta; Magnoliopsida; Fabales; Fabaceae
Source: the annotation of a GenBank genome assembly